CUUUAUUGCCCAAUUGACGCUGGUACAGGGCUCUGCAGCUGGUAAAAUUACUUUGCAUUGUAGGUAUGGAGGUAGAUACUCCUAGUAAUGCUUGUAGAGCGUGCUUCGGUGUUUGCUAUGAUUGUUGUUUGGUGCUCUGCCCCUCACCGUAAAACUCGACCCAUUAAUCUCAUCCCACUUACUAUAUAUGAUUCCCCACCCCGCCAUCAUCCUCAACUCAACCCGUACCGUACGCAUUGCCAUUCAAUUGACUCUCAACCUCCUUUCUUCUCAUCAGAGAUUGAUUAUAUACAGGAGGGAACGAUCGUGCCACCCGUUCCUUUUCAAUUUCGAAUUUUACCAGUAGAUCAAUAGAUUGUCAAAAUGGUCGGACUCGGUCCCAGAAAGCCUCCGUCCCGCAAGGG
Molecule: messenger RNA, 404 nt
Organism: Xylona heveae TC161
Lineage: Eukaryota; Fungi; Ascomycota; Xylonomycetes; Xylonales; Xylonaceae
Exons: 2
Coding region: 88-354 (88 amino acids)
Source: RefSeq, a predicted model, not a curated record